Messenger RNA from Aplosporella prunicola CBS 121167, 988 nucleotides. RefSeq lists its product as uncharacterized. The transcript has 2 exons. NCBI's taxonomy places the organism in Eukaryota, Fungi, Ascomycota, Dothideomycetes, Botryosphaeriales, Aplosporellaceae. The record is from RefSeq and is a predicted model, not a curated record. Bases 95 to 757 code for a protein of 220 amino acids.
CCCAACACAAAUCUCGCGCGCGCGCUCAUCUCACCCGCCAAACCCACGAAAUCAAACAAACCAAACCAAACCAAACCACCAACCACCCACCACCAUGGUCGGCGAUCCGCGCCACGCCGGCGUAGGCCGCGGCUUCAUGCCCCGGAACUACUCGCAUGGGCGCGGCGGCGCAGGCAACAUCGGCAAGCCAGAGCGACCAUCAUCGCUCUCCCCGCGUCCCACCGACCUUGCGACCCCGACCAUCAAAGCGCCAACCUACACGACGGGCCGCGGCGGCUCGGGCAACAUGGCACGCAACGACCCGACGCGGCCGGAGCUGGCGCGCGCAGCGCAGGACGUCGGACCCUCGCCGGGGCUGCUGCAGCGCGGCGGCAGCGGCGUCGCGACCGACGAGUUCCAUUAUGGGCGUGGUGGGGCUGCGAAUGUGGGCCGUCAGAGCGAGGAGGAGGAGGUGAUGAUGAGGGCGAGGGAGGGGAAGGAGGGAGAGGCCCGCGUUGGUGGUGCGGUGCUGCCUGUGAAGGCUGGGGCGGGGGUGGGCGGCGCUAGGAAUGCCGCUGCUACUACUGCUACUACUGUGGCUAAGGAUGGCGCUGGCGCUGGUGCUGGUGCUGGUAGUGAGGGCAGGGGUGCCGCUCACGGUGCUGCUCAUGGCGGUGCGCUGGGGAAGGCGGAGCCUGUGGACGGCGAAGGAGAGCACGAGAAGGGGCUGGGCGACAAAGCGAAGGAUCUACUGGGGAAGGUUGCGGGGAAGAAGUGAGGCGGCGAGGCAAUGGGCGCGCGGUGUGCCGCGUUGGGUUGAGACGGUGAGGAGGUUGGGUGUGUGAGCGUGUGUGGCGUCGAGGCGACACGACGAUGGCUAAGGUGGUGUGGCAGGGCAGGGCACCACCACCACUCGCUGCGCUGCUGCGAGAGACGAGCCACGUCUGCUUCCGCGCUAUGCCUGGAAAGUUCUUGUUUCAUUGAUACCUAUUUGCUUGGGCGCGACAGG